CAGACUGAGCAACGUUUAGUCAAGUUUCGGUGGCCAACGUGUGCGUUCAUACAUAAUCACAUUGCCGUAAUGUGUACGUCGUGUGUUAUAAAAGUGCUGAUUACGGCAAUGGCGUUGGGAUUGACAACAACAAUAGCAACGUCAAUACCGACGCCAUCGCCAUUGGUUCAUAUGCCAUCUGCUCGAUCGCUGAGACUUCCAAACGAUACAUAUCCAUUGGGUUAUUUGCUUCACAUCAGCACCAAUAUUCAUUUGGGCGAUUGGCAAUUUAAUGGUAGCGCCACCAUAGACAUUGAGAUUAGGCGCUCGACUAAUGAAAUUGUGCUUCACGCCAAGAACUUGAGUGAUAUUGAGAUAACGCUGCGGUUGCUAGACAAUGACAGGCCUGACGAUGUUGGUGAACUUGUCGAUGAUUUGACCCACACAUACGAUCCGCAAGGCACAUUUCUUGUCAUCCAUCCCCGCGAGAACUAUCAGGCCUUUGAGGCUGGCCAACGCUAUCGUCUCGAAAUACUCUAUACGGGCAUAAUGGGUACACGUCCCAAUGGAUUGUAUUGGAUGCCGUAUGAGGAUUCAAACACAAAUGAGACAACCUACGUGGCAGCUACGCAAGCGGAGCCUACCUACGCACGCCUCAUCUUUCCCUGCUACGAUGAACCCGCCUUUAAGUCGAACUAUACUAUAAAGCUGACGCACAGCAGCAGCCUGAAUGCCGUCUCCAAUAUGCCUGUUGCGCAGAUACAAAAUCAGGGCGUUAAUGAUGAUCUCAUUGAGCACAGCAACCUGACAACAACCACUUUCCAGACUACACCGCCCAUGUCCACAUAUUUGGUGGCAUUUGUAAUCUCAAAUUUCGAAUCCAUCUCGGAGGCACAUCGUGGGGUCACUCAGAGUAUUUACUCUUCACCAACCAGAAAGAGUACGGGUCGUCGUGCCUUAAACAAUACCAUAUUGACGGUGGCCAAGCUAGAGGAUUACUUUGGCGUUAGCUACUCGCUGCCCAAGCUGGAUCAUGUGGCGCUAAAGAAGAAUCAGGGUGCUGCCAUGGAGAAUUGGGGUCUGAUCACCUUCAAAGAGGACAAUGUGCUGGAGCAGCAUCGCAAGGAUGAGUACAAAAUAACAAAGGAACGAUUAAUAGCGAAUCACGAGAUAUCGCAUCAAUGGUUUGGAAAUCUCGUAUCUCCCGAAUGGUGGACUUAUGUCUGGAUGAACGAAGGAUUCGCCACGUAUUUUGGCUAUGUUGUUACUGAUUUGAUCUAUCCGAACGAUCAUGUCAUGGAUAUAUUCCUUAGAGAUGAGGCAGAGUAUGCCUAUAGCGACAGCAGUUUAUUUCCAGCACGUCCGAUGACCCACUACGUGGAGACUGAACCAGAUAUUAUGAAUGUCUUCGAUGUCAUCAGCUAUAAGCGCGCUGCGUGCGUUAUCAAGAUGUUCCAUCAUGCCUUCCAUCAGAAGACUUUUGUCAGUGGGAUUAGAACAUACCUGAAUAAAUUCCAAUACAGCGUUGUCAAUGAACUGGAUCUCUUCGAUUCCCUGCAGUCGGCACUUCUGAAGGAUGAUCGCUUUCAACAACAGACAUGGGUGCAUAUGGUUCGCGAAAUAAUGCUUUCGUGGACACACAGCGAAUCGUUACCCGUUGUGACGGUGAUAAGGAACUAUGAGAAUGAUACCAUCACCUUUAGACAGAAUCCGGUUCACUCCAAGAACGAACUGUGGUGGAUACCACUGAACUUUGCCACAGUUCUUACGCCCAGCUUUGAGCACACACAUGUGGAGUACUUUAUGCCACCGAUGAGUGAGCAUACUGUAAGCUUUAAUGAGCUGCACUUGGAGUUGGGUGGACGGGACUGGCUGAUUGUGAAUAAACAGCAGACGGGCUUCUAUCAUGUGAUCUAUGAUAUGGACAAUCUCCUGGCGAUCGCCCGGCAACUUCAGCGUAACCACUCGGUCAUUCAUCUACGAAAUCGCGCAGCUCUUUUCCAAGAUUUAGCGCCGUUGGUCUCAAACAAUGAAAUCGAAUCGAUGGACGUGUUUUUCGAGUUGCUGAAGUAUUUGGAAUUUGAAGAUCAAGUGAUGCCCUGGACUCGUGCAUCCAGCACUAUUAAUUUUCUGUUCCAGGCGCUCUAUGAUACAACCUCGAUUUCUUUAUUUAAUCAAUUUAUGCGCCGCCUGAUAGCCUCAUCGUUCCAGCGCCUAUUGCGGCUCCUUGAAUCUGGCGAGUCGCCAUUGGAAUUUCUGUCAUUUGAAGAUUUUUUGCAUAUCGCUUGUAGGGCUGAAAUACCUGAAUGUCUGAUCUAUACGCAAAAGCUGGCCCACGAUUAUAUUUUCAAAAAUUCGAGUUUGGAGGUCGACUACCCCGACUACUACUUUGCAAUGCAUGAUGUUAUCCUUUGCAUGGGUUUGCGGCACCAGAGCUAUGAGGAAUUUGAAAAACUUUUAAGUGUGCUCAAGACUACGCAACCGGAUUCAAUGUUAUACGAUGAUCUGAUCUAUGCUUUGCGUUGCACACAAAAUCGACAACAUAUGCUGCACUAUCUGACCAUGUUAGUUGGCGACAACUUCACAUAUUCAAUAAUGAAUGAAAAAGACUUUAUGAAUUACGUUAUCUAUUUGUUUAAAACAAAUGCGGCAUCACGGCCCGUGAUCUGGCAUUUCAUUGACGGCAACUACAAAAUGCUCUCGCGAUCGACUCAUUUUGUGCAGCUCUUCAACGAGAUUGCCGAAUAUGUGCCAGAAAGUCAAAGGGCACGAUUUGCGGUUCUGCAUAGCAAGAUCGAAGUGUACCUACAAUCAGAAAAGAUCACUCCGAAAGUUCCAUUGAUUGAUAAAGACUCCAGUCAUGUGGGCAAAAAGAUGAAAAACAAAGAACAGUUUGUGGAAAGAUUUGAGCAUCAGAUACACAAGUGGCUGCUCAACGAAUUACCUCAACCGGACAACAGAGAUUACUAUGCCGCAUCUCUCAGCGUAGGAAAUGGCUCAGAUCGUCCGGGUGGACUUUUAAGGACUGCCAGUAAAAUGCUAAAAAGUGCAUUUGGAACGAAUAUAUCAUUGUAGCAAUUGAUUUGACACAUAGCCAAUGUUUGUAUUAAGAUUCUUACUAUUAAGGUGAAAGUUAACUAAAAUAAAUUAAACAAA
Drosophila sulfurigaster albostrigata is the source of this 3135-nucleotide messenger RNA. Its product is annotated as aminopeptidase N. Lineage: Eukaryota; Metazoa; Arthropoda; Insecta; Diptera; Drosophilidae. The transcript has 6 exons. The record is from RefSeq and is a predicted model, not a curated record. Gene Ontology annotation, molecular function: metalloaminopeptidase activity; zinc ion binding; peptide binding. Gene Ontology annotation, biological process: peptide catabolic process; proteolysis. The coding region runs from base 70 to 3054 and encodes 994 amino acids. Gene Ontology annotation, cellular component: cytoplasm.